Molecule: messenger RNA, 1767 nt
Organism: Amphimedon queenslandica
Lineage: Eukaryota; Metazoa; Porifera; Demospongiae; Haplosclerida; Niphatidae
Exons: 10
Coding region: 412-1767 (451 amino acids)
Molecular function (GO): GTP binding
Source: RefSeq, a predicted model, not a curated record
UGCAUGACCAUACCUACAUAACUCAGUAGUGUUAAUGUGCAAUGCUUAUGAACAAAUGCACUUUACAAGUCUAUUGAUUUUAUGCUCUGUCUUUUGUGCUACCAAAACAAUUGCUAUAAUUACUACAAUAAGUACAAACUGCUUUACAUGUUUUGCAUCAAUUCAUUGUCUUUAAUAUAAUAUGGACCAUAGACCACAUUAAAUUGUGUACAAUGCCCAUACUUUAGCAUGUAUAAAUAAAAGGUCAAUCUGAGCGGAUACACCUGAAAUAUGCAUGGGCAAUAUUUCUUGGAAAUGUUUAUAUAAGCAUGCAUAUACUGGUAGUAUAAUAGGUAUAAUAGCUAGAUCCCAGCAGUAACCUUUGUACAGUAUUAUCUCAAUCUUUGUGAAGUAAACUUGAGCUCUAUAGCAAUGGCUAAAACGAUUGCUAAAAAAUUGUUUGAUUCUGUCUUUGUUGACAUGCCAAGAGAUAUUUUUGGUAUAAAUACUCCAGAAUCACUUGAGUCACUACUUUUAACCCUCUGGAAUAAAGAAAACCAAUCAGAAUUGAGGAUACUGGUCACUGGGAAGACUGGUCAAGGGAAAUCUACCCUCAUCAAUGGCAUCUUGGGAUGUGAAGUUGCCAAGGAAGGGGCCCAAGCGACAAGAUGUACCACUGAAGUUGAAGUGCAUUCUAAAGUCAUCAAAAACAUCUCAAUCAAAGUGUUUGAUUCCCCUGGUUUACAAGAUGGCACAUCAAAUAAUGAAGCCUACAUUGAGAAAAUGAGAAAUACGUGCCAAGAGCUUAGUCUGAUUGUUUACUGCACCAAAAUGACCAACACACGUCUAACAGAUGACGAUAAGAAUGCUAUGAGAGUGCUAACGGAAGCGUUUGGUGAGGGUUUUUGGAAUUACACCGUGUUUGUCCUCACGUUUGCUAACAGAGAAGACGUUUCAAGACGAGAUGAUAGAGAUGAUUCAGAAUCAGACACAGAGAAUGCUUUGGAUGAAGAGUGGACAGAAGUUGAGAAAAAAAGAUUCCAAGGUCGUCUUAAAAUAUGGAAAGAGGGCCUUCAGAGCUUUCUUAUUAGUGAAGUUGGAGUAAAUCCUAACAUUGCAACCAAAGUUCCUGUUGUACCAACUGGAGAUUACAAAAAAACAAAGAGAUGUUUGCAACCACUUCACCUUCCUGAUCGGGACAACUGGUUCAACUGUUUUUGGGAAGCUUGCUGCCUACGAGUGAAAGAUACACAUCUCUUUCUUAAAAUAAACAGUGAUCGUAUGGUCGCUGCAAAUAAAGCUGACGAUAAAGCAAAUAAUGGAGAUUUGGAACAAGAGAAGCAAGGUGACUUUAGUCAUCAAGGUGAUGCACAAGGAGAAUCACAAUGUGAUCAAGAACAAAGAGAAAAAGAAAAAGGAGAGGUUUUAAAAGGACAAGGCAUAAAAGUAGAAGCACAAGCUGUCAGAGAGAAUGAUACAAAACCAAAUUUUAUUCGUGCAGCAUUGAAAUAUGAUGAUGAUGAUGAUACUGAUAUUCCCAUACCACAAGAAGAAGAUAAUAGUGAUACAGAUGAAGAUUGUGAGAAGCAUGAAGACAGCACUAUAGAGGUGGAUCAGAUACCAUCAUUAGAUGUACCAGAAAAAACAGACCAUAAUAUCCCAGAAUUGAAGAUAGCAUCUGCAGAAGAUGAAACAAAAGAAAAAGAGAAAACACAAAAAAAAAGAGAAAACAGAGAAACCAGAAAAAUUAGAAAAAGCAGAGAAACUACAAGGUGCACAAAGUUUUAA